AUGCAACUCUCGGUCAUGUUAUCCCGCAGAACAAUGCACGCGGCUGUUACCGCAACUAGCUCAGCUCAGAAAGCUGCUGUUAAGAACCUCAGUCAGCGUUUAAGUUCCGAUGUGGCUAUCGGUAGCACCGCAGCGAACGUGUCAACUGGUUGGAAAUCCAGCGGGAACAGUUUCUCGUCUUUUAAGGAAUACCGUCAAAUUGCCAAGACAUAUGGACCUCUCAGUGCUUCGGUAGCAGCAAAAAGGUCCCUUGUUGGCGGCGAUAGACGUCUAAAAUGA
Messenger RNA from Lachancea mirantina, 279 nucleotides. The record is from the annotation of a GenBank genome assembly. Lineage: Eukaryota; Fungi; Ascomycota; Saccharomycetes; Saccharomycetales; Saccharomycetaceae.